GCGCGGGCCAUGUGGGGACCCGGGGUCACGGCCGAGGGCCUGUCGGUGGCGCCGGCGCCGCCACCCCUGCUGCCGCUGCUGCUACUGCUGGCGCUGGCGCUGGUGGCGCCCUCGCGGGGCGGCGGGGGCUGCGCGGAGCUGGCGUGCGGCGAGCGGGAGCGCUGCUGCGACGCGGCCAACGCCACGGCGGUGCGCUGUUGCAAGCUGCCGCUGCACGCCUUCCUCGACAACGUGGGCUGGUUCGUCCGCAAGCUCUCCGGGCUGCUCAUCCUGCUGGUGCUCUUCGCCAUCGGCUACUUCUUGCAGCGCAUCAUCUGCCCCAGCCCACGCAGGUACCCGCGCGGGCAGGCGCGGCCGGGGCCACCGGGGGGCGCCGGGCAGCCGGGGGCCGCGCGGCCGCCCGACGACAACGACGACGACGACUCGCCCGCGCUGCUGCGGGACGAGGCGGCCGCCGGCUCUCAGGACUCGCUGCUGGACAGUGGAGGCGGUGGCCGGGGUCGGGCCCCUUCCUGCGCCUCGGAGCACGAGCUGCGCGUAGUCUCGCCGGUCUUCCUGCAGCUGCCCAGCUACGAGGAGGUCAAGUACCUGCCAACCUACGAGGAGUCCAUGCGGCUGCAGCAGCUCAGUCCCGGGGAGGUCGUGUUGCCCGUGUCGGUGCUCGGCCGCCCGCGAGGUGGAGGCGCCGGGGAGUCCGACGGCGGCGGCGAGGGCCGCUUCCCGCUCAUCUGAGCGCCCGGGGCUUCGCGAGGACCACCCGGACAGAACCGGGCCGGGGGCUACGGGUGGGACGCAAGG
Eubalaena glacialis (North Atlantic right whale) is the source of this 798-nucleotide messenger RNA. RefSeq names its product chromosome 6 C3orf80 homolog (gene C6H3orf80). The transcript has a single exon. Lineage: Eukaryota; Metazoa; Chordata; Mammalia; Artiodactyla; Balaenidae. The coding region runs from base 10 to 732 and encodes 240 amino acids. The record is from RefSeq and is a predicted model, not a curated record.